AUGGGUCCAGGUAAGGUGGCUGGCCAAUUGCGCCAAUCUCGUCCUGACCCAUUGUAUCAGGAAUGGCACUUGAACACGCAUACAAACUCUAGAGGAUCUAAAGGGGUUUGGUAUAGCAGGAAUAGGAGAGUAACAUCAUCAAGUGUGAAAAUAACCCUCUCUCUAUACCUAUCUCAUUAUUUUACAGAAUGUCAAAUUGGGACUUUCAAGUCAGAUAUCGGUAUAACUGAAUGUUCUCCAUGCCCUGCCAAGAGCCAUGCAGACACCGUAGCAGUUACAAGAUGUACCUGUAUACCAGAUUAUUAUCGAGCACCAGGAGAGGAAGCUGCUCAUCCCUGCACAGCACCCCCAUCUGCACCCACAUCCCUCACUGCCGUGGUCGACGAAAAAUCAUCCGUCGUCACAUUAACGUGGCGCAACCCCGAAAACCUUGGCGGCCGGACGGAUAUAGACUUCAGAAUCGAAUGUCAACGAUGUCCGGCCGAUGUCCAGUUCUCAUCCAUCCAGCGAAUAGGUCAGGGGUAUGAGGUCAAUGUGAGCAGGUUAUCAUCGCAUACGACGUAUGAGUUCAGGGUACAUUCUUACAAUGAGGUCUCCAGCCAGAGUACGGUGGAUAACUUUUCUGGCGUCAAUGCUACAACCUUCUCCUCAGUGCCUUCCGCUGUACGAGACCUGAAGGUAGUAGAGGAUGAUGUCAAUGAUGAUUCGAUCAAACUAAGAUGGCGCCAGCCUCUCUUUCCAAACGGUGAAAUCACAAACUAUCAGGUGAUUUACCGUACCAGCGCCGAGACCCAGGAGAAUGUCAAGUACCAUUACCAGGGUGUAACGGAUGGAGAGGUUCAGGAAACCACGGUGCACGGAUUGGUACCAGGAACAGAAUAUGUCUUUGAGGUUGCAGCCAAUACUGCGAGUGGGGUAGGUGCCUAUAGCCAACAAGUAUUAGCUACUACAUCAGGUUCUGGAGGUCAGUCUGUACCAACAGUCAUUCUAGCAGCAGCAGUAUCAGCCAUCUUUAUCAUUGUCGUCUUGGUAGCUGUUGUCAUCUUCCUUGUCUUCUGGAGAAGAAAAUCCCUGAAACAGUUGAGAAAGGGCUUGUCUCAUACAGGCCCCGACGCCUCCAAUACUCGAUGGAAGGCCAAGCAGCAAUUGUACUAUCAGAUAUCCACUCUACCUCCUAGGAAAAAGGAAGUACCCCCAUCAGAAAAUGGCCAUCUUAUAUAUGCUAAUGGCACAAAUGGUGAAGUUAUUCUACCACCUCACAUCAAGAAGGUCAAGACCUAUGUUGAUCCAUUCACCUAUGAGGAUCCUAACCAGGCUGUCAAGGAAUUUGCUACCGAGAUUGAUGCAUCGCAGAUCAGAAUCCUUGAAGUCAUUGGUGGAGGUGAGUUUGGAGAUGUUUGUAGUGGAAGGAUGCUUCUAGCAGACAAGACAACUAUCAAAGUAGCUGUCAAGACCUUAAAGACAGGUGCAACGGAGAAGGACAGGUCAGACUUCCUGUCAGAGGCCUCUAUUAUGGGUCAGUUUGACCAUCCUAAUGUUAUUAAACUUCUAGGCGUGGUCACGAGGACAAGACCAGCAAUGAUUGUGACAGAAUUCAUGGAGAACGGUUCGCUGGAUAAAUACUUACGGGAAAAUGAUGGACGAUUUACAGUGACCCAACUCUUAGGAAUGAUGCGUGGUAUCGGUUGUGGAAUGCGAUUCCUCUCAGAGAUGAACUUUGUUCAUCGUGACCUCGCUGCUCGCAACAUCCUGGUGAAUGAACAUCUUGUGUGCAAAGUAGCGGACUUUGGGCUGUCGAGACGCAAGGAGCUAGAUGGAGCCUAUGAAACAAGGGGUGGGAAGAUCCCUAUUAGGUGGACUGCUCCUGAAGCGAUCGGAUACAAGAAGUUCACGUCAGCCAGUGAUGUGUGGAGCCUUGGGGUAGUGAUGUGGGAGAUUAUGUCGUAUGGAGAAAGACCAUACUGGAAUUGGCCAAACCAAGAUGUAAUCAAAGCUGUUGAGAAGGGUUACAGAUUACCACCUCCUAUGGAAUGUCCUGAAGCUAUUCAUCAGCUCAUGUUAGACUGUUGGCAACGAGAUAGAAAUCACCGUCCAACCUUUGCCACUAUCGUCUCAACGCUGGACCGGCUCAUCAGAAAUCCCAGUGCACUCAGACCCCUCGCCAAAAAUGGGAGUCCACUUGGCCUCAGCUCUAGCCUCAACGAUCUGAGCCGCUUCAACUCUGUCUCUGAUUGGCUGGAUAGCCUCAAGAUGGGACGCUACAAGGAUUCCUUUAGUGCAGCAGGUUACGUCCGACUAGAAGACAUCGCCAGACUAUCACAGAGUGACCUACCAAGGUUAGGGGUCACUCUUGCUGGACAUCAAAAGAAAAUUAUGAAAGGCAUCCACUCCAUACGAGCUCAAUUAGAGCAAGCAGCAGAGACCUUGGUCUAACCUUUGACCCCCUGACCGUUCAACUCUGACCCAGCUAAACAGUUCAUUAAAAACUUUACAUGCAUAUAUUGAUGGAUGUGUUUGGCAAAUGGAUGUUUCCCCCUGGACUUUAUCAAAGCAUGAAGGGAGACAUCAUCACAAGCAACAGUUUUCUUGUAACUGUUCUUGAAAAGUCUCACUGUCUUCAACCCUUGAUGGUUGUGUCCAAGAUCUUGUCACAGGUCUUGUGUCUGAGUCUCACAUUGGUUCUCCAAGCCUUGUUCAUAAAUGACUUUAGAGACUUCUCUGAAGGAUCUUCUUGGAGUGGGUCAUAGUCACUCCUUGUACACCAAGAAUGCUGGAAGGUUCUUACAGGUCUGACGUCCAGAACACAGAGUCUCACAUCACGCCUCCAAGCUUCACUCCUAAAAGCCCUCAGAAAGUUCUUUGAAGGAGCUUCUGGAUGUCGGACACACCUUGUUGACUGAGCCAGCUGGAAGGUUCUACGCUAUGAAGACUUGAAAUAUGCCUGUUACAAUUGGACAAAAGCAGUUAGUACAAGAGAUAGACAAUUGCAAAUGUAUCUUGAAGCAUCAACCUAUGCCAUCAACAAUGUCACCAUAUUCAUGUAGAUAACUUUCAAAUCCAAAAUGCUGAAUCUUCCCGUAGUUUUUACGCAGCAUCCCAACAUUGAUUGCCUUGUCCAUCUUUUCCGCAAGUAUGGAUCGGGGCUUCAAUCAGAACUUCCUUCGCACCUGAUAUUUCUUUGUUCGCUGAUCGACUCCGAGUAAGCAAUGCAAUUGAAAAAAAUCCUAGAAAAUAUUAGUAAUGUGAAUGGAUCUACAGAAUGGUUUGAGCUUUGUAGUUUGUACUGUGACAGGUUUGAAAUGCUAUGAGUAUAAUGGGAAAUGGAAUUAGUCAGGAAAAUAUACUGUACUUGGCCGAUUGAGAGGACAAAUUCCAAAAUAUGAAUUGAAUUUCUCCAUGGUCUGAUACACGUAGAUUUUUCUCUAGAUGGAAGUCAAUUGGAGCGCACAGGAAUUCAAAGUAUUCAGAUAUGAAAUCAGAUUCAGAAAUUGCACUGCCAGUACGGAUUAGGGAAAUGAAAUCAUAUCACUCUACCGAGUCUAAAUACUGAGAGUUCUAAGAAAUAUAUACAUGUAUAUACACAACAUUCUUUACCUGGACUGAUUCCAAGUUAAAUCAAAGAAAAGAAAGAGAAAAUGAAGUAACUUAUUUUUAUAUCAUAUCCGAUGUUGAGAAGUGAUUGACUUACAAAUAUUGCUUUUAACGGCACAUCAGGUACACUAACAAACUUUCCCAAAUACCGUAUUUCAUUUUAUUUGACAAAGUUAAGAAGGCGUCUCAAUCCACAUACAUUGUUACAGGGUAUCUAUUAUGAAAGAUUUCUGCGACACCAAGUUGUGUUUGGUGGUAUUUUCAUCGUAGAAUGAGUAAUCAUUUGUCAAAAAUAGACUGACAUCUUGUCAAAUGUGACCGAAGUCAUUUUAAGUAUUUUGUUGAAUUCUAUUCACCCAAUAUUUAAGGUGAACUGACUAGAUACCCUUUUGAAAGUUAGAUAUACUUUCAUUUCUAAUGGUGUUGAAUUUAGUUUGACUAGUAAAUCUGAAAAGAUUUAUGUUCAAGUUUUGUGAAGUAAAGAAAAAACUCAAGUAAAGGACAAUCAUAGAUUAAGUAUUUGAAGCAUAAUAUACUUUGUGCUUAUAUUUUGUGAUUUGAUAUGUAUAUAGAGAGCUACUGUGAUAUAUGUUGAGAUGUAGAACUCUGCUUCAGAAAAUUAAUAUCGUUUUAAUUCUUUUCCCGCUUGUUGUAUUUUCAGUUAUUUUUUAACCAACUAAGUGGAAAGGCAUGAUGCUAUAUGGUUUAUUUGGGAAAUUUAAUAUUUUUGUUGUUUAAUCAUAUGUAUAAUUUGUUCAACUCAUGUUUGUGUGAGGGAAAUGUUUUAUAUUUGUGUGUUGAAAGUAUUCAAACACUGUUGUGUGAUGAAGGUAGUGCUAUUUCAUAACAGUUCAUAUGAAAAGAUACUAUUAUUCAUUCAAAGGAAAUUAAAAGUAUGAUUUUGUGCUAGAAUUAAAUUAAUUGAACAUGAUAUACCAAAUAUUUUAAUGUGCCAAUCUAAUGAUUGUUCUUGGUCUUUUUUUACAUGAAAUAAAAAUGUACAAGAUAAUUAUUUUCUUUUUAUU
Lytechinus variegatus (green sea urchin) is the source of this 4616-nucleotide messenger RNA. RefSeq names its product ephrin type-A receptor 4-A-like. The record is from RefSeq and is a predicted model, not a curated record. Lineage: Eukaryota; Metazoa; Echinodermata; Echinoidea; Temnopleuroida; Toxopneustidae. The transcript is spliced from 15 exons. Gene Ontology annotation, cellular component: neuron projection. Gene Ontology annotation, biological process: axon guidance; protein phosphorylation. Bases 1 to 2433 code for a protein of 810 amino acids. Gene Ontology annotation, molecular function: transmembrane-ephrin receptor activity; protein binding; ATP binding.